Corylus avellana is the source of this 1415-nucleotide messenger RNA. RefSeq names its product Nitrilase/cyanide hydratase and apolipoprotein N-acyltransferase family protein. Gene Ontology annotation, molecular function: omega-amidase activity. Gene Ontology annotation, biological process: L-glutamine metabolic process; oxaloacetate metabolic process. Lineage: Eukaryota; Viridiplantae; Streptophyta; Magnoliopsida; Fagales; Betulaceae. The record is from RefSeq and is a predicted model, not a curated record. Gene Ontology annotation, cellular component: mitochondrion.
UACAGUCGAGAGUAGGGUGGACGGUGGGUGGACCAACUCCAAGCCGAGCGUGUGCCAAUCCAAGCCGGAGAAAGGGAAAUGAAAGCAGCAUUAUCAUCCUUGCUCACCUCCAAAUCUCUGAGUCUCCACCACUCCCCCUCCUCUCUCUCUCGCUCCAUUUUCCACUCCAAAUUCCUCUCUACCCCUCCGAUUUCCCUCUACCCCAAACACCACGCUAAUUCCACCAAUUUCACCCGAAUCCACACCGGCUUCUCUCCGAUAAUGGCCGCCUCUUACAAGCCCGAACAGGCCAGGGCCCCGCCUGCCCUUCCCCUGCCCACUCCCCCUCUCACCAAGUUCAAGAUUGGGCUGUGCCAAAUAUCGGUGACGCCCGAUAAGCAGAGGAAUAUCGCGCACGCUCGCAAGGCGAUCGAGGAGGCCGCUUCAAAGGGCGCCCAGCUUGUUCUCUUACCCGAAAUAUGGAAUAGCCCGUAUUCGAAUGAUUGCUUCCCAGUCUACGCUGAGGACAUUGAUGCUGGCGGUGAUGCAUCUCCUUCGACAGCCAUGUUGUCUGAAGUUUCUCGUCUUCUGAAGAUCACAAUAGUUGGUGGUUCCAUACCAGAACGUUCUGGGGAUCGAGUGUAUAAUACUUGUUGCGUCUUUGGUACUAAUGGAGAGCUGAAAGCUAAGCACCGGAAGGUACACCUUUUUGAUAUUGAUAUUCCUGGGAAGAUUACCUUCAUUGAGUCAAAGACUCUCACAGCAGGAGAGAGUCCUACCAUUGUGGACACAGAUGUUGGGCGUAUUGGUAUAGGCAUCUGUUAUGACCUUCGGUUUCAGGAGCUGGCAAUGAUAUAUGCAGCAAGAGGUGCUCACUUGCUAUGCUAUCCUGGGGCGUUUAACAUGACAACUGGACCAUUGCAUUGGGAGUUAUUGCAGAGGGCAAGGGCUGCUGACAAUCAGUUAUAUGUGGCAACCUGUUCACCUGCCCGAGAUGCUGGAGCUGGUUAUGUGGCUUGGGGCCACUCCACUCUUGUUGGACCAUUUGGAGAAGUCCUGGCAACCACCGAACACGAGGAGGCUAUAAUCAUAGCGGAGGUAGAUUAUUCACUAAUUGAGCUCAGGAGGACAAACCUCCCAUUGUUAAAGCAACGGCGGGGUGAUCUUUACCAAUUGGUAGAUGUUCAGAGGCUGAAGUCUCAGUGACUGGAGUGAGGAAUUGUAGAGGACUGCUCUGAUGCAUGGAAGGAUUUUCAUCCAGAAAGGUUACUGCAAUGAAAAAUGUGAGACCAUUAUAUUCUGAGACUCUAUUGCACAAACCAUUUCAGGUGUUGUAUAAUUGUAUGUGGUGAAUUGGAACUUGAAUUUCUGGCUAUAGAAUAAUGUAGUAUCAAAACAAAGGUUCUGAGUUCAAACAUUGUUUGUCAUUCAUUUUC